AUGAUCAUGCCGCCGGCGCUAGUCAGCAGCAAUGGCCGCCGGCCCACGCGGUCGAGAAGGAAGGUCGCGACGAGGAUGAAGGAGGCCUUGGUCACUCCCACCGCCACCGUCACGCCCAGCGUGUUCGUCUUCGUCUUGAUGCCGGCUUUCUCGAACACGCGAGGGCUGUACAGCACCACCGAGUCUAUCCCGGAGGCCUGCUGGAAAAACUGCAAUCCGAGUGCGGCGAGAACAAUCCGACGGAUGGUCGGCGUCGGCGUUAUCAGCAGCUCCCUCCAGACUCCUUCUCCGUGGCUUCGUUUCGGGACGGGGACGACGUCCUCGGUGCAACUCGCGGGGAUCCCCGCGGCCUCCUUGAUCUCUGCCAGCCUGAGUUCGACCUCUUCUGGGCUGUCCGAAGUCUUGUGGAGGACCCGCUUAGCGUCCCCGAGCCGGCCCUGCAUGACAAGCCACCGGGGGGACUCCGGCAUGGCCAUCACCCCGGCGGCGAGGAACACCGGCGGAACGGCGCCGGCGCAGAACAUCAUCCGCCAGUUGAGGUGAUUCGGGAGGCCGGCGAAAGCAAAGUUGGAGACGUACCCGAGCAUGACUCCAGUAUUGAUGAAUACCUCCGAGAAGGAGGUGAGGAACCCACGGACCUCGGUCGGCGCGACCUCGGCGGUGUACACAGGCGCUAUGACGAGGGCGAACCCGACGGCAACCCCGGCGACGAACCUACCGACCAUUAGCAACGCGUAAUUGGGCGCCAGCCCCAUCAGGAGCGCGCCGACGAAGAAGAUGACGACAGCGAUGAGGAUGGUACAGCGCCUCCCGAUCCAAUCGGAUAUUCUCCCCGCAGCGAAGGAUCCGAUGAGAGAGUAGAGGUUGAUGAUUCCCGCUAGAAUCUCCAGCUUGGUGUCGUCUAUCUUUAGGUCCUCCUUGAUGAAAAGAGCAGCCCCACUCAUCACCGCGAUAUCUGAAGAAUAUUGAAGCAUGUCAGAAUAACCCAAACCAGCAAUAUUCAAUGUAGACAAGUUCGCCCUCACCGUAGCCCAGAAGGAUCGAGGUCAUGGAAGCAAGCACGGCACAAGCGAUGGCGUACUUGUUCCUUCCCCUCUUCUUAAGACUCUCCAUGGCCGCUGUGGAGCUCUGGGGAGAUGAUGCAGCGAGCUCCUUAGCCUCCAUUGUUCCUGUAUUACUCGUCUCUGCCCGAAGACUGAAAGUGAGCCCUGGUGCUGGGUAGGAGGAGAGUAGCGCUUCAUUUAAGGCGCUGACAAUGGUAUCCUAGCUAGGAUGUAACCUGUAGAGUAGCUGGAGGCAGAUUGAGUCAUCAGUCGGGGCUAUCGUGGUCCACUACUAUGGAGCCACUAUUCCUCAGUGACGGAAGCCUGUACAACGUCUAUCUCUGUCUGUCUUUCCCUCUAUCUCUAUCACUCUCAUGGACGGUCGGUAGGGAGCAUCUGCAAAGCCACAAUCUGGGAGUAGCUGAGGACAGAAAGAGCUCGUCGGAGCCACCCGAAUGGCCACAUCUUCCGGCGAAGUCCUUUUCCCCGAAUCGUCGGCAAUAUUUGGUGCGGCGGACAGAAGAGGAGGGAGAGGCCCAUGAUCAGCAUGAGACGGGAAGACUAGCGAAGAUGAAAAACGUAAACCAGGGUCGUCCAGCGUAGACUGUCCACAGAAUGACAUGGUGGCAAUAAUAAUCGCACAGGUUGCGCUGAAAAUUCAACGAAGAAUCAAUACGAUCGUUGUCUUCUUCUAGAGGUGGUCGGCUGGCGUCAGAAGAAAGAUGUCCUCGCUCUUCGUCUGCCGUGUGAAAAGGGCGAACCAAGACGACGACCCGAGCAUACAGAGGAGCUAGACAACAAUGCGGCCAUUCAGGGACGUCAAACUAGGCGUCAAACUAGGAGACAAAAGAACGACUCGAACCGGAGCAUCCGUCUCUUCUCACACGUUCUGUUUGGUAAGUUAUUUGCUUAUUGUCUUCAAGCGGUAUGCAUAAUUCAGCUGAUCAUGGGCGUGCUAAUGAAGAAAUUAGUUCCGAAUUUGACAAGAAAUCUACUCCUUGACAAGUUUGGCCUUGAUAAUAUCAGCUCUAAGUUCUCAUUAUUGGAUAAUAUCUUUAUCAAAGCUGCUGGCAAUCCAACUCAAAACUGGUUGUCAAUUAAUGGCGAAUUCUCAUCUUAAUAACCACAACUGAUUUUACUAAUCACCGCAAAUAUCAAGAUAACCCAGGUAGCUUAAGAUCAACUAUCAAGUCGAAGACCAUGUUAAGAUUAUAAAACUGUGCAGGUCAAAGCAAAUCAAUAGUGGCAAUAUGAGCAAGCAAAUCUUUACUUUAGAUUACGGAAAUAUUCUUGACAGCGAGUGAUGGAGAGUGAGGGUGACAGUAGACUAAUAACAGUUUGGAAAAGAACCCGUUGAUCUGAAUUCAAUUAAUGCACCUCGUAACUAGCGGCGGCGAAUACGAAUGCGUAUGAUGAACUUAAAAAAAACCAUUUUCGGAUACUCCUGAUAGUCAAUUCAUGCGUGUUUAACUCCCCCACACUCAUGGACCAGCCACAUGCGGGAAAAGCCAGACAGCUCAACUCUCUUCUCCCCGUGGUGUUCCACGCCCUAUCCCCAAUAAUUGAACUCCGAGAGGAUUGACGAUAGCCAUUGAUUCUCCAGCUGGAGCACCACUGGAAGAUCGUCAAUCUCAGGUCGUCGUCGUCCCAUCAGGCAGUCAACUGCAUGCUCCAACCUUGACGGCACAGAUUCGAUCGGGAGAUAGGCACCUAUGCUUGCCCAAUCUCGUUAUGACACACACCCCCCAUACCCCACUAUCUUCCGUCUCCAAACCAUUUCAGAUGAUUAUCGUUGUAUAAUUAAUAUUGCAUACUAGGAGAUGAACAGAAACAUACGACUAGCAUUUAUAGCAUGUCUGCGGCCGUGAGGUUAGACACUUUUGGAGAAAUGAGAAGGAUAACCUCAAAGUCUGAUGAUCACAUGAAAUAUUAGCAUAUAUCGACGAACGAUAUUGCGAAGUCUUAGGGGUCAUCCUCCUCCUCCCAUGCACUACUUCGACUGGCUGAGCCCGUCUCUCUUAGCCUCAGGUCCACUCGUCUACCCUACCAUUGAUAAUUAGCCCUUGCUUUAUGGAACUGCCAAACCUCCCCAACCCGUGGUCCUUCCACGGAGGUGAGAGGUGCAUUUACGCUGCGCCGUUUCCCGCUGCCAGCUGGAUCUGGGCCUGACCUGCCGACUCCUCCUUAUGGCCCUCCGUCGCGUUCUUGUCCUUGCUCUUGAUGAAGAGAGUUUCGACCUCUUCCAGGGCCUUACCGCGCGUCUCAGGGAGGAAAGUGUAGAAGAAGAUCCAGGCCACGGUGGCGAUUCCGGCGUAGAGGAAGAAGGCCCCGCCGAUGGUUAUGGCCUUGUAGAGAGAGAUGAAAGUCAUGGUGAGUACGCCGCUCGUGAUCCGGUUCAAGGCCACGGCCAUGCUGACGCCCUGCGCACGCAGCCGAAGUGGGAAGAUCUCCGAGCUGUAGACCCAUGUAAUGGGGCCGAGGCCUAUGGAGAAGAAAGAGACGUAGGCCAGGAUGCUAGCGAUGCAGAUGGCGAUGGCCCAUUCGAGCUUCAUGUCCGGGUGGCGAUCGACAACCGUCAGCCCGAAUCCUAGCAUAAGCAGAGACGCGAUCAUGCCGACAGUGCUGGACAGGAGCAGGGGCCUUCUGCCCACACGAUCCAGGAAGAAGGUCGCCACCAGAAUGAAUGCGGUCUUCGUGAAACCGACUGCGACAGUUGCGCCAAGCAGGCUUGACUUCUUCUUGAUACCGGCCUUGCUGAAAACCCGGGGACUGUAAAGAACCACCGAAUCGAUCCCGGAGGACUGCUGGAAGAAGUGUAUCGCGAGACCGGCGAUCAGAAUCCGGCGAACAGUUGGGGUCGGAGUGAUCAACAAUUGCUUCCAGACGCCAUCGCCGGGGGUUUUCUUAGGGACGGGGACUACGUCCUCGGUGCAGGACUGCGGAAUUCCCGCUGCCGCCUUGAUAUCCGCGAGCCGCGACUCGGCUUCUUCGUUAGACUCGGAUACCUUGAUGAGAACUCGCCUGGCGUCGCCAAGACGGCCCUGCAUGACCAGCCACCGAGGUGACUCGGGCAUCGCCAAGACGCCGACGGCGAGGAACACCGACGGUAUUGCGCCGACACCGAGCAUAAGCCUCCAGUUGAUGUUCUCCGGGAGGCCGGAGAAGGCGUAGUUUGAGACGUAGCCAAGCAAGAUGCCAGCGUUGAUGAAGAACUCUGUGAAGGACGUGAGGAAGCCCCUGCUGGAGGCCGGCGAUACCUCGGCGGUGUACACCGGCGCAAUCAUGAGUGCAUAGCCGACCCCGAUGCCGGCCACGAACCUCCCAACCAUCAGGAAGGCGUAGUUGGUGGCGAAGCCCAUCAACAGGGCCCCGACGAAGAAGAUCACGGCCGCGAACACGAUCGUGAGCCGCCUUCCGAUCCAGUCGGAGGUCUUCCCGGCGACUGCCGAGCCGACCAGAGAGUAGAGAUUGAGGAUGCCGACGAGGACUUCGAUCUGGGUAUCGCUGAUUUUUAGGUCAUCUUUGAUGAAGAUCACGGCUCCGCUCAUGACCCCGAUGUCUGGAGGGAAGGGGACGUGGGACCUAUUAGCGACAUGAAAACAGAAACAGGAGCCCUUUCUGGGGAGUUUCAUUCUCGACGAGAUCAGACUGAAGGGAGCAGGGAUUACCGUAGCCUAGAAGAAUAGAUGUCAUGGAAGCCAGCAAGGCGCAGGCGAAGGCAUACUUGUUCUUCCUCGGCUUCUGCGGCGCUGCCAUGGCCUGGACUGACGCAUCUGAGGCCGCCUUCCAUUGGGCAUUCUCCUCGCCCAUCAUGUCAGAAAGAGAGAGAGAGAGAGAGAGAGAGAGAGAGAGCGUAGCUCAGAGAGCUCAGCCCUGGAGGCGAUGGAAAAUAUAUAGAAGCUCUUGGCUUCGAAUUGUUCCGCAGGCACAAAGUAUGCGUUCACCGAAACUGAAGAAACUAAAAUUGUUAAAAUUUUGCAUUAAAUGAGAAAGAAUAUUUAGCUAUUAAAAUAGUAUCCCCGUCCAAAUUAAUAAUAAAAAUUCUCAGGGCAUUUAUCAUUCUUUGGAGGCUUCUCCCCGGGGACGGUGGAGAGCGACGUUCAGGGCCACGCGGGGGAGCCAAAUGUGGUGUCAGAUCAUAGUCUGGCCUACGAAGAAACCCGUCCGGGCUAGUGGGCCGACCGCGAUGCAUAUUCAGCUCACACGUGGCACGAGGAUUGACCCGCCAAUCCAAGAUGGGGCCCAGUCCAGGCAGUCAGUUGACAACCGAACUACUUCUUGGGUUCUGAGAUGAACCAGGACAAGCGGGUCAAAGGAGGUGUGCCGCCUCCUGGGGCCCACCAGCAGACGAUAGUGGCAAACAAUUCUACGUCACGAAAUGGGCCGGUUUGGCUGAGCCCCAAAAAGCUCCUUUAUCCCGAUGGUAACCCCUUUGGCCCGUUAGUCAACAGUUGGGCCUUGGCCUCACUACUUGGGCCAUCAGGGAUACGUACCCCACGGAUCAUCAUCAGGAAACCGACAUCUCCGAUACCUCCCCCCCCCUCCCGGUUUCCUCCUCCGCCACAGGGCAAGACGGAUACUGGAGAACUCUGUUUCAGAGGGCUUCUUCCUCCCCUCUACGUCUUUCCCUCUUCUUCUCUGCCGGGCACCGGCGCCGCCACCGUCACUGUGCCCUCUCGCUCUAGCUUCUUCUUCGUCCCUCAGCUCUUCUCCGACAACUGGGCCAGGCCAACUCCGGCAGCCGACACUCGCAUGCCCCACUAUGCCAGUGCUGGGCCUGCCUUUGCCCGCCGCACCCCCCGCAGAGAAAGAGAGAAGGAUGGCCGGAAGGGUCGGGUCAGAGAGAACAGAGGAGGCGGCGGAUAGUAACCUGGUGAGACCUGGGCUUCCCUCCUUGUCUCCUAGCGUCUGUCCUCAUUCGCCGCUGUCCUCUCUCUCCACACUUGUGUUAUCUCCCUCCCUCCCUUCUGUAGCUGGGAGCAGUAGGUGCCUCAGUCUUUUCAGUGGCCGAACUGUGGCUGCCCCUCGGGCCCCACACGCUAGACCGGGCGGAGUAAUCCAAACGAGAAUCAUCUCUGCGAUCAUUGAGACCUGCCCUUCAGAAUUCGCUCCCCGCCGUCCGAUCCAAGAUGAUCAUUCUCCCGAACCUCCUCACAUUCAUACGUGGCACACGUGCGAGGCCCGGGCCGGGCCGGAUCUUCGUGGGCUUGGACCCCCGGAAAUAAAGCCCGUGAAUUUCCGGUCCGGGCCCGAGAAUUCAGAUGGCCGCUUUCCCUGUUCCUUCGUUCGGGUGCGUCGGGCCGGGCCGGGCCAGCUGAUGUGCGCACGGAUAGCUUAAAAGCGGGUUUUGGCUCGUCUGGUACGCUACGCUUGGGGAGUGAGGUGACCUUGUUGCAGGCCCUUUAACGUCCAAUCGCGGCGCUGUUCCCCGAUUCGGGCCAGCUUCCCCGCCGCAGUCGUCCCCAUCGCCCGACUGUUCUUGUGGGAUCAUUGGUUUCAUUAAUGGGCGAGUGCAUAGUUUUCUUUGAUCGAAAGGAUUUCCCUUUAAGAGCUUCUGCUCACGUUAGUGGAGCCAUCUCUCCGGCGUUCGCUUUGUGGGCAGGUAGGUGUUCUAGUAUAAAAGAGAUGGCGUGGCCGGCCCUCGUCGCCAGGAAGUAA
Spirodela intermedia is the source of this 6701-nucleotide messenger RNA. NCBI's taxonomy places the organism in Eukaryota, Viridiplantae, Streptophyta, Magnoliopsida, Alismatales, Araceae. The record is from the annotation of a GenBank genome assembly.